GGAAAGAAGUGCACACUUCACCACCAAGAGUUAAUGAAGUGCUUAGUGUCUUAACUACACGCGCCUCCGUCUUAUGACGUCAUAACGGUCCCUUAUAAACCAAAGCUGCGCACUUUCCUGCAGAGCGAAGUUGCUUUCGACAGAACAUACUUAAAAUGAGCUCUUCACGCGCUUACUGCUUUUUUAUCUUCUUUUUAAUCGUCUUUUUGAGUGCAGUACCGGUCGGAAAAUGCACGCCACCGACCUGCUACUCACGCGCUCUCCAACUCAGUAAGGAGAUAAUGGACGUUUUGGAGAAGACGCACAGGUCUCCGCGCACGAAAAACUGCGCUGAGAUUUUCCCUAAAAUGUUUCUGGAUAUUCACAAUUCCUGUGUGACAUCUAAGUUGCGAGACUUCAUUUAUGUGCUGGAGAAUCUGCCAACGGAGCACUGCAGGACGCGACCUCGAAUUGUCUUGUUGAAACGCAAAAUCCGCACGCUUUAUGAGAUCAUAAGCCGUGCUUGCUAUCGGGACCUAGUGUUCCUGACAAGCGACUGUGAGGCUCUGGAUACGGGUAUCAGUCAACCACGAUACAUGGAGGACACACUGCAACUACUGGAGGAGACAAUAUGAGACAGACACACACACAGACACACACACGAUGAAAACUGAGAAAGCUGAAAAUGUACAAAUACACACACACACACCUACACACACGCACAAACAAAAGCAAGUUUUUGCGUGUGUGUGUGAGAGAGAGAGUGAGAGAGAGUGAGGGAGAAAGAGACUAAAUUCCAGCAGCAAAAGGAAAAUUUUCCACAGGAAACAGUUUGAAUAGCCGCUGACCGUGGCUUAUUUAUCGUAACACACACACACACUUUCAUGUGUAGAUUGUGUAAUGGUCCACUGAGAGAGUGUAUGAGCACUCUGAAUUCUUUUUUUCCCCCUUGUAGCUUUGGCUAUAUAGUGCUCAUUGCUUAACUCUUCACUCUUCCCUCCUUGUUUACCACAGAUGGUCAUGCACCAUAUCAUUAGAUAUUAGACUUAAUGUUCAGCCUUUCACUCAUAGUCUUUCUGUGUAACUAACUAUAUUAUAGUAAGAAUAUGCAUAACUAUACGAACAAGCUAACCUUUUAGCUAUUGAUGGUAUGUUUCUCCAAUAACAACCGUGUUGUGUAAUGCUUACCAUAUGUUAUUUAGAAUCUAUUCAUAGUUCCAGUGACCACGAAAUGAACUGUUUAUGAUAAUGCUGAUUGGUAAAAUUACUGAGCUUUUUGCAAACAAUCACAUUAACAAUGUUAAAAAUAAACAUGGUUGAUUUCUUCA
This is a messenger RNA of Tachysurus fulvidraco (yellow catfish), 1307 nucleotides long. Its product is annotated as cytokine-like protein 1. Bases 156 to 614 code for a protein of 152 amino acids. Gene Ontology annotation, biological process: positive regulation of transcription by RNA polymerase II. The record is from RefSeq and is a predicted model, not a curated record. The transcript has 4 exons. Lineage: Eukaryota; Metazoa; Chordata; Actinopteri; Siluriformes; Bagridae.